CACCGCGCGCGCGCGCGCCCGCGUCCCCUGUGCAGGAAUAUGCCUGCUCCCUAGUUCCUGGGCUGGCAUAAUGACCGCAGUUCGGUGUGGCUGCGUGUUUGUGUUUGCAGAAGGCUAAAACUUGCAUUCUCAGCGCUCGCCCUAGUCUUUCAAAGCCGUUCCCAUCAGAUCCUCUCGUAAUUGUGGUUAAUCAUCCUGACGAAUGUGCAGAAAUUUGCAACUAGUCGGAGCGCUGCAGCGGCUUUGAUCUUGGGCUGCAGAGGAAGUGCCAGGCGGGUUUGGCACAAUGACUUGCCAUACAGGGCCUUAGCAGCGUGGCAAAAGUUGGCUGUUUUCAAGUUGUCUUUCCCCUUCCCCCUGUUCCUUCACCUCUGGGAUAUCUGAGCUGGCUUCUCUUCCCUGGGCAUUCCUUUCCUUCUCCCACUUGCUGCGGAAAGGACCAGUCUACCAUGGCCGGGGACAGACUUCCACACAAAGUGAUGGAUCCCAAGAAACUUGCCAGCCUCUUGAGGAGUGGGACUGAAGGAAUGUUGGUCAUUGACAGCCGCUCCUUUGUGGAGUACAACUCCUGGCAUGUUCUCAGCUCUGUCAACAUCUGCUGCUCCAAGCUGGUCAAAAGAAGGCUUCAGCAAGACAAGGUAUCCAUCACAGAGCUCAUCCAGCCAGCCUCCAGUAUAAAGGUAGAGGCAGAGAAACACCAAGAUGUUGUGGUCUAUGACCAGAGCACACGGGAUGUAAAUGGGCUGGCAACCGACAGUUUCCUCUCCAUUCUUCUGGGCAAGCUGGUUAGUUGCUUCCACAGUGUCUCCAUCCUCACAGGUAGGAUUGGGCAGCAGUUGGGGGGGUGGGGACUGAAACUUCUCUUCAUACUCCAGAGGCAGAGGCUCAUGUCCAUAUCCACACAGACUUUGGUAAAAUGA
Messenger RNA from Python bivittatus (Burmese python), 920 nucleotides. Lineage: Eukaryota; Metazoa; Chordata; Lepidosauria; Squamata; Pythonidae. The record is from RefSeq and is a predicted model, not a curated record.